CACUAGCCCGCGUUCCCGCACUGUCGCUCUGAUCAGGGUGGAGCAGGGAGCCUCCGCCUCGGCGUCAGCGUGCUGCGGGAAGUCGCUGUCUCGGGGAAUGGUGCACGGCGGGUGAAGCCUCUCUCCGGUCGGGGAGACAUGGAGGACUCGGAGAGUGCCGCGGAUGACGGGCUGUUGGGGACCUGGCGAUGGAACCGCAACGCGCGGGAGCAGGUACAGCUGAAGCAGAAGAUCAGAGACCUGCCCGGGUUACUGAAGCACGGCUUGCAUUUGAGAAAGAAGAGCCAGUCACCUGACACCGUCCCUGGACCCAGCGCUGGCGUUCACUCCAUGACCAAGCAGUCCUGCUCUCAGAGCUUUCCCUGUGCAGGUCGCGCACUGAGGAAUGCAUUUCUAUCCCACGGUCCGUAUCCAGCCAAAGACAAGAUCCACUUGGCACGAAUCAUCAGGAGGAGCUAUGUUGGUGUGGAGCUGGUGCAGUGGCUGCUGGAGCAGUGUGUGUUUGUCCAGUGCAGGAUGAUGGCUGCUCGGGUUUGGCAGGUGCUGCUGGAGCUCGGCAUUCUGCACUCUGUGGACCAGCGAGUGGUGUUCGAAGACUCUAACACGUACUACCAGUUCUCGUUCGAAGAGUGUGAAGCUCAGGGCUGCGAGUUUCGCUCGGAGGAGGAGUGGCAGAACGGAGUCAGACUGCUCAUGCAGCUCGUCCCCUACGUCCAGUUCAGGGUGGUCAGUCCUCCUGAAGAGGAUCCCGAAGGAAAACGAGAUAUCUGUGGAGAAAUUCUGCAGAUGAAAGCUUUGGAAAGGCUCACAUCCACCGUACAAAAUGAACUCGCUGCUGCACUGGCGAGGAAAGCCAGGAAAUCAAUGUCUGAGGAUGACAGUUCGGAGACAGGAGAGACUUCCCCACAAGAGCCACAGAAACCAAUUGAAGACAAAGCCAAGGGUGAUGUGUGCGCGCUGAGGUCCCCGGAUGAGUUUUCACGCCUGGAGAUGGUACAGAGGCUGGCAAAGGACGGCUGCCGCUUCCUCCAGAACCAGAACUACAGACUACCUGAACGCUCCACACAGGCGCAGGGUGAGGGAGCGGUUCGGGUGUGUUUGAAGGAGAGGGGUCAGGAUGUGCUGGUGCUCCAGAGAGUGGCGUCUGAUCGAGCAUCGCCUCAAACAGCGGGAGGAGUCAAAGAGGAUGACGGUGACAGGAGGUACGUGGUGGUGUCCGGGACGCCCCAUAAGAUCCUGGAGCACCUGUUGAGUGACCUGAGGCUGGACGAGCACCAGGGGGCGACGGAGGGCAAAGAAGCUGAGAUGCUCCUGGAUGACUUUCUGCUCACUUAUCUGGUCUUCAUGUCCACCAACGAUCUCUGCCAGGCGCUGCUUGGCCAUUAUUGCACUAAGCGCUGCCGUGGCAAGGAGGAAGGAAAGGAGGCCCUCUACAGGAAGAGGAAGGUUCUGCACCUCGUCUCACAGUGGACCUCUCUGUAUAAAGACUUCCUGCGGGAGGAAGAGAACGUCAAACUCUUCAUGAAGACACUGUACCGCUACGUGCUUGAAGACGUCUACGAGUUCCCCACACUGGAAAAGGACCUGAAGGAAUUCCAGAAACUAAUACGCCGCAGACACACUGUGGAUGAUUAUUUACCUCACCAAAAGAACAAAGCUCUUUUCCAGCAGCUGAGUCUGAGGGAGAACGGCGUUCAGCUCCGUGCAGCACAAAGCGACUACCGAGAAGUAAUGUGCCAUGUGUACGUGAGCUCAGACUCCUAUUUGAGUGUGAGAGUGAGGACCACAGUAGUGGCUCAGGAGCUCCUGCAUCUUGUGGCUCAGAGGAUGGAGAAACCUGUAGAGGAUAUGGUGCUGGUGGCCCAGACCUACAGCGGAGAGAAACGCGUCCUUCAGCCUCACGACUGCAUUUUCUCUGAGUCUCUGGCUCUUCCCGGGAGACUGAUGGCCUGCUGGAAAGACCUUAAUGAGAUUCUGCCACCUCUAACAGAGUGUGUGGAAUUGGCUCAGCGGCCAUCGCGUCUUCUCGGCAUCAAUACAUGGGACGUGUCUGUGGUGCUCACUAACCUCGACUGGAGCCUCUUCAACUCCGUACACGAGCAAGAGCUGGUUUAUUACACGUUCAGUCGGCAGGCGAGCAGCGGCCACACGGUGGCGCUGGAGCAGCUCCUGCAGCGCUGUAACGAAGUUCAGCAGUGGGUCAUGUCCGAGGUCCUGCUGUGUCCUUCACUCGGAAAACGAGUCCAGCUGCUCAAGAAGUUCAUCAAGAUCGCUGCGCACUGUAAAGCACAGAGGAAUUUAAACUCCUCCUUUGCCAUCAUUAUGGGCCUAAACACAGCAGCAGUGAGUCGACUUAAUCAGACCUGGGAGAAAGUUCCUGGAAAAUUCAAGAAGCUUUUCUCCGAGCUUGAGUUAUUAACAGACCCGUCUCUAAACCACAAGGCGUACAGAGACGCCUUCAGGAAGAUGAAGCCGCCUAAAAUCCCCUUCAUGCCUCUGCUGCUUAAAGACAUUACUUUCAUUCAUGAGGGAAACAAAACUUUUCAUGAUAAUCUCGUCAACUUUGAGAAGCUGCACAUGAUUGCAGACACUGUCCGUCUCAUUCGCCACUGUCAGACUGAACAAACAGGAAGCGAAGUUGCCCAGAGCGACAGCGUGGACGUGAGAUCCAGCGUGCACUACCUUCACAUUAUUGACAAUCAGCAGACUCUGUUCGAGCUGUCGCACAGACUGGAGCCCAGAGCGUAACACUACAGCGGAACCUAGUGGAUGUUCACUAGAAACGCAGCAGCAUCUUCCUCCACCUGCUCACGCAUGCUUUCUUUCAUCCUUGUGAGCAGAUUCUAACCGUGGGAACACGUCGCAUUCCUCAGCACUGACUGAACGAUCAGUCUCAUUUUGGUGGCGUAAAUAAAUAAAUAAAUAAGUAAAUACCUAUAGGAGUAAGAUUAGGAUCCUGUGGUGUUUAUUACGCUUUUGUUGUCACUGCUGAGUCAGUAUCCACUAGUCGAUAGUCGAUGUGCGGACGAGCUGAAUGAAGAUUUUUGAAGUUGCUACUUUUUUCAAUGUCAUAUAGCACAUCUGUUCUCCUGGAGCUCCACACCGGGUGUAUUUUGCUGUUAUUUUAUCUAUGUGCCAACUAUAUUACAGUCGGGAAAUAAUAUCGGGACAUGACCCAGGCGUUUGGAUCGACACGCAAGGUUUCAGGGACAUGCCUGAGAUCCAGGAUACCGAGUGAAGAAGUGCAAGACAGAGACACUUUACGUCUGGACCAAGAGAUGUCAAAUUCAUGCUUAAUACAGACUUUGUUGUUCUAAAUAUUGUCAGUCGUCGUGAUAUUUGUUUGAAUCUUUUCAACGGAACUGGUUUCACCCCAGCUUCUGUAACGCAGUAUUAUUAUCGGAUACAUGGUUCUUUUUUUCUUCUGUGCAAUGCUUCAGACUCCCGAUGCAGUCGUUAACAGCGUGCAGUGUUUCUCGCUUCACUUGAGCCAUCAGGUUUACCUUCUCUGAUGCCACAUUGGACCGAAUCAAUUUAAGCAGGAGGCUAUUUAUUUAUCUUUUUUUUUUUUUUCAACUUGCAUGUGUGCACAUAAUAGAAUUGCACUUAUUCUAACUUUGUUUGUACAGUAAUGUGUACAGAGGUGUCAUGCAUUCACUUUUUUGAGGGCGCACAAUUCCAUGGCAUUGCCAUCCAAAAUGUAAAUUGUUCACAAUUAUUUAUUUGCAUAGAUUAAAUCAUUACAUAGAUUACAUCUACAGAGAAGUAGAUCCUCUUAUGUCCUCCUCCUCCUCCUGUUAGAGGACAUAUUUCAGUGCUGUAGGCGUCAUUUUAUUUGACAAAUGAAAGACGAGAGGUGUUUAAGUCAAACCAGGAGAGCCUUCUUCUUCUUUAAGUCAUUCACCAGAAAUUUUCUCAAAAGUCCUGGUUUGACAUGAACGCCCCUUGUAACUUAAAGGCAAUGAAGAAACAAGCUAACGUUAACACUAAUAUAGUGACUCAUGAGUUAAUCACUGAUGCAGGAGACACUUUACAAAGAGAGACUCUGUAGCUAUUAGUAAUGUACACAUUUAUUAAAGUCAUACUGUUGUCAGGUCGUGAGCUGAGAUCGGUUCUUCGUACCUCACACUGCAGUUAACACGACCGCAGGUGUGUAUCAGCUCAUAAUAACGCUGCAUCUACAGCCGCGCUGGUGAGCGGUCUACUCCUACAGCCGAAACUACACAGUGUUCUCUAUGUAGAAUGAACCAAAUACACUAAACAGAGAGGGGUUGAAGUAUAAGCAUACAUAAAAGCACAUUCGGCUAUAAAAUUGUAUAAGUGAAGCUAAUUUAAUCACUACGAUAAAUAGAAUCUAAGAGUUUCUACUGCCAUCUAAUCUGAAAAAUUUAAGGAGGCACAUUCGCCUUUAACUUGAACCGGCACGACGCCUCUGAAUGUGUAAUAUUGUAUAUACGUUUGUAAAUGUACAAGUUUAUUGUGAGGCAUCUGCAAACAUAUUCAUAUUUCUGUGCCAAAUAUUAUUAUGGGAGAGUUCUUUAAUAUUUAACAUCAAGGUCGUGAACUUUAGCCUUAUGUGCAGCUAUUAGAUUUAUCAAAAAAUAAAUAAAGGCCCAGGUGUUCUUUUAUCCAUGGGUGUAUAAAAUUCCUUUUUACUAUAUGGAGAGUACGGAUUUGUCACAGUUUUAAGUUUUAAUGCCAUCCACUGGCUGGACUCACAAAGGGAUCAUUUAUAAUAUUUAAAUUUAACACGGGCACUCUUUUAAAGGGGGGUUUAAAAAUAACAGAAAUUAUAUAGCCGUGAAUCCUUUGCAGUAUUUUUGGCUCGAUUAAAUAAACACUGCACAUUUCUUACUGACAUUUUUACGGCAUUAGAGGACUGAGGCAUUGUUAUUAUAAUUAUUUAUUAUUUUAUUUUUGUUAUUUAUGUUUGACGAAGGAUGAUAACAGUGCAGAAUAUCAUUUGUACAAAUCACCAGUUUAUACACACACACACACACACACACAUACACACACACACACACACACACACACACACACAUGCAUAUAUCUAUACUGUAAUAUUUUAAUAUGCUAAACUGUAUGUUUUCUGCAGUAACCUGGUCAAAAGAGGUGAUUUGACUCAAGCAUUGGGGGGGGGAGGGGGGGUGUUGUUGUUUUAGGAGGCUUGUUGUAUUUUGUUGCUGUUUAUUUUUUUCCCACACCAUGUCAGCUGGUUUGCAUGUGGUCAACACACCAACACAUGAAGAUAAAAAAAAAAAAAACAAUCGUAAAUAGAAUAAAUAUGCUCUGUAUUAUUUAGGUAUCAAAACACAAAGCAAUAUGGUUACCUUUUGUGCGUUUUUCCUCCGUUGCUAUAGAAACCACAUACAACUUUUCUAUAAUAUGCAUUUUUACAGCAAAUAAGUAAAUAAACCAUUUAUGUAAUAUUA
Molecule: messenger RNA, 5432 nt
Organism: Clarias gariepinus (North African catfish)
Lineage: Eukaryota; Metazoa; Chordata; Actinopteri; Siluriformes; Clariidae
Gene: rapgef5a
Product: Rap guanine nucleotide exchange factor (GEF) 5a
Exons: 26
Coding region: 139-2748 (869 amino acids)
Biological process (GO): positive regulation of GTPase activity; Ras protein signal transduction
Cellular component (GO): plasma membrane
Molecular function (GO): guanyl-nucleotide exchange factor activity
Source: RefSeq, a predicted model, not a curated record